Molecule: messenger RNA, 5710 nt
Organism: Pungitius pungitius (ninespine stickleback)
Lineage: Eukaryota; Metazoa; Chordata; Actinopteri; Perciformes; Gasterosteidae
Gene: pde4ca
Product: phosphodiesterase 4C, cAMP-specific a
Exons: 10
Coding region: 1265-2905 (546 amino acids)
Biological process (GO): signal transduction
Cellular component (GO): cytosol; nucleus; perinuclear region of cytoplasm
Molecular function (GO): 3',5'-cyclic-AMP phosphodiesterase activity
Source: RefSeq, a predicted model, not a curated record
GCUGCAGAGCGGUGUACUCCCUCUAAUCUGUACUGUGAUUCACCCCACUUGUAUUAUUAGUUACUGAAUGUCGGUCUUGUUGCCAUUUUUUGAGGUAACAGAUAAUAAAAGCAAUUCAUAAUUUCCAUUAUUACUUUUAAUUAUUAGGUGGCAAUCCUCCGCAGCCUAAAUGAGAGAGAGCUCCAAGUGAAGUACAAAGCUUGUGGGUGUGUGUGAUCCACUGUAAGAGCAGUUAGCCUUCAACGGUCUGUGAGCAAAUCUGAAGGCUCAUUAAUACAAACACGACAAAAAAGAAAUGUAUGAAUAGUCUCCCACCUGUCAGCGGAUGGAAGAGGGGGUUAUUCCAUGAAUGAGUGGGAUGGCUUCAUGCACGCACGUAGAGACCAGACUCACAGACAGGCCCUUCCCCCCACUCAUGUGCAGAGAAAUGUUGAUGAGGUAGUGGGAGAGCUGCAGAUGAAACGGCAUCCCCCCCCAUCCGUUCUACGUGUGUCUCCUCAGGAGUGGUUCCUUGACUAAACUGCUCACAUCACACACUGACACGCACUUCGCUUGCCUUGUUGUGGUUAUCUCUAUCUGUAUGUGGUUAGCUAUUACCCCCCCCCCCCUCUUCCCAAUAUCAUUUAUUAUCUUUUAUACAUGAAACUAUUGAUGAUAAUGGGACACAUAUUUGUAGAAUGGUAGUUCAUUUGUAGCUACAUGAAUGGAGUCCCCCCUCCUCCAUCCAUCCAAAGCUUUUCCCUCAUAUCUUCUUCAAACUUGGUGCACAUGGUGUGUCUCACAACCUCCUCCUGUGACGUAUUCAACCCCGCCCACUUUCUACACACGCCAACCAAUGAGGGCCCUCGGAGUCCCCCUACCGCUCCCGCAGCAGCUACCUGAUUGGCUGCUAUUCUUAGACUUUUUUUUUUUUGGAAGAAGGCGGAGAUUGGAGUACCUCGUCCUCCCCGUGUUUACACACACACACGGGGAGCAGGCAGUGUCUGAGUGAAUGGAGUCAGGGGGGAACGAGGGAGUGUGACUCCCCCGCCUCGCAUCAUCGCAUCCUCGCAUCCACGCUCUUGUUCUCCAAGGGACCUCUGAACGUCGUUUUUGUUUUUGUUGCUUUUAACCAUCUGCUCGGCUCGCACUGACCAGCGGACGGUCUGCUGGCUUCUGCGGUGCAGCAGCACACACUGUCCCCGCCGCCGGGAGGACGGAUGUCCCAAAGAUCAGCUCUCUCUGUCUCUCACUCUUGUCUCUCCAUGUCUCACUUUGCGCUGAAAUGCCAGAGGAGAGUAAUCUCAUCACGGUGUCGUGGAUGUCCCUGCAGUUCAAGAGGAUGCUGAACCGAGAGCUCACCCAGCUGUCAGAAACCAGUCGUUCGGGGAACCAGGUGUCUGAGUUCAUCUCUAGUACCUUCUUAGAGAAGCAACAUGACAUGGACAUCAUGUCUCCCCCCACCAAGGAGAAGGACAAGAAGAAGCGGCCCAUGUCCCAGAUCAGCGGUGUGAAGAAGGCCACCCACAGCCCCAGUCUUGCCCCCUCCACCAUCCCUCGCUUCGGGGUCAACGCCAGCCAGGAAGGACUCCUGGCCAAGGAGUUGGAGGACGUUAACAGGUGGGGCAUUGACAUCUUCAAGGUCUCUGAGUAUUCGGGGAAUCGCCCACUGACGGUCACAAUGUACACCAUCUUUCAGGAACGUGACCUGCUGAAGUCCUUCAAGAUUCCAGCGGACACUUUCAUCACCUUCAUGAUGACUUUAGAGGAUCAUUACCACGCCGACGUGGCCUACCACAACAACAUCCAUGCGGCAGACGUGGUCCAGUCCACGCAUGUCUUACUGUCCACACCUGCUCUGGAGGCUGUGUUCACUGAUCUGGAGAUCCUCGCCGCUCUGUUUUCAAGCGCCAUCCACGAUGUGGAUCACCCUGGAGUUUCCAAUCAGUUUCUCAUCAACACCAACUCAGAGCUGGCCCUGAUGUACAACGACUCCUCGGUGCUGGAGAAUCACCAUCUGGCCGUCGGCUUCAAGCUUCUGCAGGAAGAUAACUGUGACAUCUUUCAGAACCUCGGCAAAAAGCAGAGACAGUCACUGCGCAAAAUUGUCAUCGAUAUGGUGCUGGCCACAGACAUGUCGAAACACAUGAAUUUACUGGCAGACUUGAAAACCAUGGUGGAAACCAAGAAGGUCACAAGUCUAGGAGUCCUUCUGCUGGACAACUACUCAGACCGCAUACAGGUCCUUCAGAACAUGGUGCACUGUGCAGACCUAAGCAACCCCACCAAGCCUCUGGAGCUGUACCGUCGGUGGACGGACCGCAUCAUGGUGGAGUUUUUCACCCAGGGGGACAGGGAGAGAGACAAGGGCAUGGAGAUCAGCCCCAUGUGUGACAAGCAAAACGCCUCAAUAGAGAAGAACCAGGUGGGUUUUAUUGACUACAUUGUUCAUCCUCUGUGGGAGACGUGGGCCGACCUCGUCCACCCCGAUGCUCAGGAGAUCCUCGACACCCUGGAGGAUAACAGAGAGUGGUACCAGAGCAUGAUCCCCCACAGCCCCUCGCCCCACCCGGAGGACCAGCCGGAUGGAGCCCGCGCCGGGGAACCCUCAGCGCUUACUGGGGGCGGAGGCUCUGUUUCGGCCGACAAGUUCCAGUUUGAGCUGACAUUGGAAGAAGAGGGAGAGUCUGAUACAGAGAGUCCACCCGAGGAAGAGGGGGGCUUUAGCAGCUGUAGAGGGACUGAACUCUCCAGAACUGAUUCUGGCAGCGGAUGCGACGCGGUGUCGGCCACGACUCGCCUGCUCACCAAAAAGCUCUCUACCGAUUCAGGCAGGACGUUUUCUUUAGACUCUGAUAUGGCCGAAGACAGAGACACAGACCAGGAAGGCGUCUCUCGGGUACCACGCUUCCAGCUUGGCACAUAGCACCAGUCAAAAGUUUCAAAAUUUCUUUUGGCCUUUUGUUUGUCUUUCUCAAUUUGGGUGCCUCCUCUGUCCCUCUCCUUCUUCCGUUUCAACCAAGCACCACCAACUCUGGUUUCCGAGGUCAGGAGGACAGCAAUCCUCGGGAUGGGGAGUGCAGGUGGGAGUUGGGAGCAGUUAAGAAAGUCUGCAGUUCAACACUGGAGGGAGACAGAUGGACAGAACAGUCCUUUUUUUCGUUCUGUGUCUCUCAGUCAGACAUACUGUGGAUAAAGUUCUAGACAAUAAGCCGUUUAAAAAAAGAAAAGAAAUCUGUACUAGAAGCUGUACUAGAACAAAUGACAGAACGGUCUUCCCCUUUUGUGAAGAAAUUGAGGAAGUGAUUAAUGAGCAAGAAAAUAGUAAACACACAACAGCAUCUUGUAAGACAUUUUGCCAAACUUACACUUUACAGGGUUUUGCAUGCAUUUGUUUAUUCUGUUAUAUUUUAUUUAGGUUCACGUGCAGUGAAAUACAGUGAAUAGACUUCAAAACAGUGUAAGCAGCAAAGUAAUGGCAAAAACGAACUAUGCAGGAUUAUUUAAAUGUAGCUGACAUUUAGCGUGAUUAUUGUAUAGGUAGCCCUCCUUUCAGGUGAUGUUGCACAGCCCAUUUAAUUUUAUUCAGCAAGCAUUUUCAGAAAGAUAUAACUAUAAAAAGUAGCUGACGUUUUCUUUUUCUUUUGACAUUUCGGUGGCUUAAUGCUUACUAUUUCCACUUUUUGUAACUCUAAUCUAUGAUAUUGUCAGCGACAACUCUGAGCCAAAUUCAGUGACGCGUUAUUCAGUCGAGGAACUGCAUCCAAAGCAAUGAGGACUAUGCACAUGGCGCCUCCCAGUGUUGAUAAGUGGAACUGAAGUUCUGGCAUUGGAAAAAUGCAUUUAAGACGUAUUUCACUGUAGGACUGCCCAAAAUAUCAGUUAUGUUUCUGUUUUAUUUCUGCUUUAUUUUUGUUGUGUUUUUGUUUUAUUUCCAGUCAGUAAUUUUGGCAUCCUUAGCAUUCUGCACCCGUUCUAUCAGUUUGCCUUCAAGUUUAGCACUUUACGGUUUUGUUCAUAACUAGCCCUCAUUGUAGUUUUUAAGGGCUUGAGCGAAGACAUGAACUCAUUGGAGGCUGUUAACAAAAAACCCGCUUCAUUUGCUGCCAAAUAACUAGCACAGACAUCACGCAAAAACUAAACGCUGCAGUACAGCUAUGAAUCCAUUGAAAGCCAUUGUCAUUAUUAUACAAUAUGUUACACACAGCAUCGACCUCCUGAAAUGCAGUUUCUUGAAACAUCCACUUGAAUACAAGUGCAUAGAGCGACAGUGUGUUGGAAGCACAAAAAGAAGCAUGUUAGCAUCAUUGUAAUUGCAAAAAGAAAUAAUCGAGGAGACUGUUUCAUAUGCCAGAUUUUUUUCUUUUCGUCUUUUUUCUCUCAUUGAUCAAUAUUUCGCUCUUCACGGGGACAAAGUCAAUGACAAAACAAGUGCCAAGCAAGCAUGACACAACCCGUACUGUAAUUUCCAUUUUGCCACUGGCUACUUUCCAUCAGCGACUGAUAAAGUCGGUUGAUUGUAGCACCCUGUGUGCCAAUAUGACCCCAGUGUUUUUUGUUCUUGCUCAAACAGUAACUGUAACUGAAACUCAUAUUUUCUUAAAACAGUGAUGUGUAUUUGUGUGUGUGAUUGAAUGACUGGGUUGAAUUUUUCAAUGUGUUUGCUAAGAAAAAACCAAAGCACUUUGUAUGGUACUUUACAGUUCUGCACUUCCAGUACAAUUGAACAUGUAUGGUGACUGUUUUUUUUAGCAAAUAGCCUGGUGGUUGAAUGGAAUUCUGUGGGCUGGACCACUACAGCUCUCAAAUGUCAGAUGUUGGAGGGAUUGAUGUUUGUUUUUGUAAUUGACAUGACAUUGGCUGCAGGAUUUGAAGAAGAAUAUUGAGGUAAUUUACUAACUAUUAUAACUUAGUCUGAGGAGAAUUUUUUUUAUUCAAUUACCACGAAACAGAGUAAAUCACGUGUUAAUGUGUGAACAAGGCAAGUUGAACAGUUUUUGACGCCUUAUUUUUAAAAUUGGCUUUUUUUUCUUCUGGUCAUAAAUGUCUUCACUGUCAUGCUGGAUUAAACAUUUGCAAACCGUUCGGUAGCCAUUAACAGCACUAAACUGACCAACACUCAAGGAUGCCUUCUAUAUUAAGGUCUAUUUAACAGCUUAGAAGCACAACAUGCAAACAUUAAUCUGUCUCUACAUGUAACUAAUUGUUGGAUUUUGUUCACAGUUUUCUUCACAGUUAUUUGUGUACAGUUUAUUUAUUAUUUCUAUUUUAUCUGUCAGAAAACAAUGGAACAGUAGUUUUUUUUCGUCUGACUUGAUGUUUAGAAAGUCACACAGGACAUAUUUCAUCCACAACUCAGUUGUUUUCCUUCUCGUUCUAUUACUUUACUGCUUGCAAAUAACGUGAUACAUAAGCAACAAUACUCACUUUCAUGUUUUUCUUUGUAUAAAAAUAGUUUAGUGAGUCUGUAUGAGUUUUGUCAAACAUCUCUCCUGUCUUCCUCAGUUUUCACACUCACAUGAUCUUACAGUACGUGUGCUAACCUCAAACGUGUUUGAUUCAUAGUGAAGAUUAUUUAGUCACAGAACUUCAAGUCAACCUAUCAGUAUUUCCGUUUUUAGACAUAGAAAGAUCAUGAACUAAGACUGCAGCGUUGACAAUCCAAACUGUUAGCCCUCUCUCCAACUAGAACUGUAUGCCUUGCCAAUAAAAGAAAAACUAUUCACUCUAA